AUGGCAACGCUGAAUGCAGUUGGAGCAUGCCAGACUGGAUUCUCUCUGCUUCUCAGCUCUCGUCUGUAUAGGAUUUUUAUCAGACCAAAAUUUGAAUAUGGAUUGGCUAUUCUCCCUCUGAAAAGAACUGAUACUAUCCAGCUUGAGAAGAUCCGUGAUAAAUGUUUGCACAUGAUGUUGCCUGGCACUUCUAAGAAUUGUCCUUGUGGUACUGACCAUAUCUCACGUCGCCAUCUUGCUGUCUGCUCUUUGGUUCCUGCCCAUUUGUUGGUCUGUCUUCCUAUUCCAUCUGAUCAAAACUGUAAUCCAAUUGAUUUUGCUAUAACUGCUCUCCCAAAUUCUAGUCAGGCUCCAUGCCCCUCUUAUUGGGUAGCACUGCUUACUAUUCUCUGGCAUUUUGACAAGCUUUGUAAUCCUGAUGGUGAUUACACUCAUAAAACUCACUUUGGUACUCUUUAA
Messenger RNA from Phycomyces blakesleeanus NRRL 1555(-), 459 nucleotides. RefSeq lists its product as hypothetical. Bases 1 to 459 code for a protein of 152 amino acids. The transcript has 2 exons. The record is from RefSeq and is a predicted model, not a curated record. Lineage: Eukaryota; Fungi; Mucoromycota; Mucoromycetes; Mucorales; Phycomycetaceae.